Messenger RNA from Rotaria sp. Silwood2, 480 nucleotides. The record is from the annotation of a GenBank genome assembly. Lineage: Eukaryota; Metazoa; Rotifera; Eurotatoria; Philodinida; Philodinidae.
AUGCAGUGGUAUGCUCUCGUCGUUACCUUUAUAUUAGUGGUGAGAAAUGGACAAUCAGCAAAAACAAAGAUCAUAGAUAAAAAUGAUGAUAUACGUUCCAUUUCGAGUGGAUCAUCAUUUGGAGAAUGUCUUGGCUAUUGUCGUCGAUCAAUUAAUAUAACAAAUGUUCCGAUUCGAUUAAUCGCAUUAAAAGAAUCAAAUGGAGAUUCAAUAAAAUAUCCAACUAUUCAACGACAAUUCCGUUUCCCUUCGAGUCGAUGGAAAAAACUUACUGCCAUUCUCGAUACACAAAAAUUUCUAAAGUUAGACGAUCGUAUAGGCUGUCCUGAUUGUGCAGAUGGUGGUGCAGAAUGGAUUCAAGUAAAUUGGUCAAAGAAAAGCAAACGUGUAACAUUCGAACAUGGAAAAUUAGUCAAUGGUAUUGAAGAGCUGAUUAAUUAUUUGCGCAUCCUCAGAAAGCAAUAUUUGAAAGAUCUGUGA